Messenger RNA from Macrobrachium nipponense, 1532 nucleotides. RefSeq names its product transmembrane protease serine 9-like. The record is from RefSeq and is a predicted model, not a curated record. Gene Ontology annotation, molecular function: serine-type endopeptidase activity. Lineage: Eukaryota; Metazoa; Arthropoda; Malacostraca; Decapoda; Palaemonidae. The transcript is spliced from 8 exons. The coding region runs from base 238 to 1239 and encodes 333 amino acids. Gene Ontology annotation, biological process: proteolysis.
GUGGACUCUGUGGGGCUAGAGAACGAUUCGUCAAAUUUGAAUAGAAAUUUGGGACCUGAUUUGGACUUCCUGAUUGUCGUCAAAGUGGUGUUAAUGGGUUGCUGAAAGUGUUCAGGCUUCAGGAAUAAUUUUUAAUGCAGAAUGAAACGGACCCCUUUGGAAGUAUGAGGUUAAUCUUUCAGUAACAAGUGGAAGCUCCGUCAAGUGUACAAUCGGCUGACAAACUGACGAAUCAAAAUGCUGACAUCAGCAUCAUAUCACCAUAUUUUCUGCGUCUUCGCAGCCUCCAUCUUGCUGUUUUCGCAGAGAGGGACUUCGGAUGGACUAUCAUUUAGCUUGGAGGAUAUUGAAGAGGCGAUCACCAGCAUCAUUGGAGGAACUAUAGCAGCACCUGGUUCAACUCCUUGGCUGGUGUCCCUGAAGGAUGUCAGAUUUUCACAUCCUGUUCACUUCUGUGGGGGCACGAUCCUUAACCACCGGUGGGUCCUGACGGCGGCCCAUUGCAUCCAAGGAUAUGAUAACCCCUUUCAGGAUAUUGAGGUAGUCGUAGGUGACUACAACCUGGACGAUAUCGACUUGCUUUGGGAGAGGAAGAAAAACAUAUUGGAAGUAAUUGUUCACCCACUGUACAAUUACUUCACCCGUGAAUUCGACGUCGCCCUCAUCCUGGUAUCCUCUUUGAUUUCAUACAACAAGAGAGUGAAGCCUUUACCCUUGCCUCCUUCGGUAGGAGCGUUCCCCGCCAUCGAAACUGACUCUGAUGUAGUAGUAGUAGAUGGCGCCACCGACUUGCCUUUCUCUAUUUCAAGGGAAAUGAAGUCUUUCCGGAGCCGUUGUCGUUGCCCUGUAGUGCACUCGCCCUUUCGCCACAGUAAAAGGAACUUCGGCCACAUUGCCGGUUGGGGCAGCACAUCUCAGAGCCACGGCGGCGCUCCCUUCGGAGUGAAUGUGGUCCACGAGGCUUUCGUCCCCAUCGUCAAAAAGGACGUCUGCCGUUCCCUCUACCACGGAAUCUUCACCGACGCCAUGAUGUGCGCCGGGAAUCUAACCUAUGGGGGCGUCGAUCCUUGUCACGGGGACUGGGGAGGACCUUUAGUCGAUUCCCUCGGAUACCUGAGGGGCGUCUCCUCUUGGUCCGUCGGCUGCGGUCGUCCGGGGCAUCCUGCCGUGUACGUGGAUAUUCACGCCGUGCGAGACUGGAUUUGCGAAGUCAUCGACGGGGACAACGACUGUUCCUAGUCCCAGAUUCCCAGGAGUUGAUGGGAGAAGAAGGAAGGUUCGUGGGACGUGUAAACAAAAUGUCUGAGCUGUUAGGGGAACUUGGGGUUGUCCUCAUGGAACGUUUAUUCGGAAGUUUUGAUGCACGUUUGUACAAAACGUUUGGCACAAUAAUCAGGCGAUUGUCAUAUUAGUUCGUCUAGAGGAAAUUUAAUUUGCUAGAUGCAGGUUGGACGUCUUGGAUUAUCUUUUCUUUUUUUUAUUUGAAAUGACUUCCUUUGGUCCUUGAUGUAUAAUUAAAAUAGUUGAUUGUA